CUUUUUCCUGCACGUGCGUUCCACCUUACUUCCGGACUGUGCGUUCCACAUGCAGGAAAUGAGUUUUCAUCGACUGCUGCUGCCUCCCAGUGUCCGUGGAGAUCAGGAACUCCAGCUGUGGGGAACGGAGUCUUUACUACACAUCACAUGUUCUGUAUUCUCUCUGAUUCACUGAGGAUGGAUAAGGACAGGAGUCACAGGACUGAGAGGAUAAUAAAUAUCACCCUGGAAAUCAUCUACCUGCUGACUGGGGAGGAUUACGCAAUAGUGAAGAAGACAUCCAAUGAGUUUGAGACACCCAGCAGCCAUCCCCGUGUAUCAGGAGGACUGAGUGGAAUCCAGAGCCCAAUCACGGUGCCUCCACCUCACUCACUGACACAUGAGAGACACAAUGACAAGAAGAUCCUGGAACUCACCAACAAGAUCAUUCAGUUGCUGACUGGAGAGGAGGGGGAGUACAUAGAGGAACACAGGGGUCUGUACAAGGACGUGAUGAUGGAGAAUCACCGGCCCCUCACAUCACUGGAUGGACCCAGUAACAGAGAUACCCCAGAGAGAUGUCCUCGUCCCCUGUAUUACCAGGAUUGUACAGAGGAGAAUCACAGGAUCCCACAGGAGGAUCAGGGUGAAGCCCAAUUAAAUAAUAUUAAAGUCAUAGAUACAGAGGGAGAAGAAGAGAUCUAUGUGACUGAUAUAAAGACAGAAGAUAUAGAGGGACAAGAAGAGAUCUAUGUGACUGAUAUAAAGGCAGAAGAUAUAGAGGGAGAAGAAGAGACGUAUGUGACUGAUAUAAAGGCAGAAGAUAUAGAGAGAGAAGAAGAGACGUAUGUGACUGAUAUGAAGGCAGAAGAUAUAGAGGGAGAAGAAGAGACGUAUGUGACUGAUAUAAAGGCAGAAGAUAUAGAAGGAGAAGAAGAGACGUAUGUGAGGGGUGAUCAGCAGUGUAAGAAGGAGGAGAAUCCUACAGAUAUCAGCACAGCAGAUGGACACACAAGCAGGAAUAUCUCAGAAGGACAUCUAAUGUUAUCCCAGGAUUGUGACAUAAAAGAGAAUGACAGUAGACAGGAUUCUCCAGGAGCUAACCCCAUUACCCCAAUUAUACAUCCAGCUCUAUCAGCUGAUCCCUCUGAUACUGGGAAAUGUUCUCCUGAUCACUCUGAUAUUGGUGCAUCUGUUACAGCUCUGAAAGUAGAUACAGUGUUUCCAUGUUCUAUAGAUGCCAAAUGUUUUACACAGAACACCAAGCGUAUUAACCCACACACAGGUAAGACAGGUGAGAAGGCAUUUCCAUGUUCUGAGUGUGAGAAAUCUUUUACAUACAAAUCAUAUCUUCUUAGACAUAACAGAAGUCACACAGGUGAGAAGCCAUUUCCAUGUUCUGAGUGUGGGAAAUGUUUUACACGGAAAUUAGAUCUUGUUAGACAUAACAGAAGUCACACAGGUGAGAAGCCAUUUCCAUGUUCUGAAUGUGGAAAAUGUUUUACACGGAAAUUAGAUCUUAUUACACAUCAGAGAAGUCACACAGGUGAGAAUCCAUUUCCAUGUUCUGAGUGUGGGAAAUGUUUUUCACGGAAAUCAAAUCUUGUUAGACAUAACAGGAGUCACACAGGUGAGAAGCCAUUUCCAUGUUCUGAAUGUGGGAAAUGUUUUGCACACAAAUCAGAUCUGGUUAUACAUCAGAGAAGUCAUACAGGCGAGAAUCCAUUUCCAUGUUCUGAGUGUGGGAAAUGUUUUGCACACAAAUCAGAUCUUGUUAUACAUCAGAGAAGUCACACAGGUGAGAAGCCAUUUCCAUGUUCUGAGUGUGGAAAAUGUUUUGCACACAAAUCAGAUCUUGUUAUACAUCAGAGAAGUCACACAGGUGAGAAGCCAUUUCCAUGUUCUGAGUGUGGGAAAUGUUUUGCACAGAAAUCAGAUCUUGUUAGACAUAACAGAAGUCACACAGGUGAGAAGCCAUUUUCUUGCUCUGAGUGUGGGAAAUGUUGUUUAACUAAAUCACAUCUUGUUAGACAUCAUAGAAGUCACACAGGUGAGAAGCUAUUUUCUUGCUCUGAGUGUGGGAAAUGUUUUGCACACAAAUCACAUCUUGUUAGACAUCAAAAAAGUCACACAGGUGAGAAGCCAUUUCCAUGUUCUGAGUGUGAGCAAUGUUUUGCACACAAAUCAGAUCUUGUUAUACAUCAGAGAAGUCACACAGGUGAGAAGCCAUUUUCUUGCUCUGAGUGUGGGAAAUGUUGUUUAAGUAAAUCACAUCUUGUUAUACAUCACAGAAGUCACACAGGAGAGAAGCCAUUUUCUUGCUCUAAGUGUGGGAAAUGUUUUGCACACAAAUCACAUCUUGUUAGACAUCAGAGAAGUCACACAGUUGAGAGGCCAUUUCCAUACUCUGAGAAAAAAAUCAGCUCUUGUACAAAAUAGACAUCACUUAGGUGAGGAGCCAAUUUUAUCUUCUGGAGUUUACUUAUCAUUGCCAUGCAUUGUUCUUCAAGGUUCUUAUUAUAUCUCCUGUGCUUUUUGCAAUAUACAUGCUACCGCAGGGUGAAAUAAUCAUGUCAUGUCCUCAUCUACCACUGCUAUACAGAUGACCUGUCUUUGCUCUAGGUACUGAGAACCCAGUACCAAUCCUAAAUGGUUGUCUAGCUGAGAUCCAGGUGUGGGUGAUGCCAGUUGGCUGUGACUCAGUCCUGGUGAAACAGGUCCUUAUGAUAGAAGCUCACCAACAAAGGGCAGGGCUACAGUUCAGCUUUGCAGAACAACCAGACUUAUGCUUGUGGGUUCAGAUUUACAAAAUGCUGAUCCUGUGUGGAAUCUUGGUGUCCUGGAUGGUGGAGUGACACUUAGAUAUCCGGUAUCUUCCACAAUCAGAUCCUUAUGUGAGGAACAUAGCCAGAUUCCAGCACUUAAUUCCCUCAGAAGGUCUACUUACAGUCAUACAUGAACUUGUAUCAUCUCACAUUGACUACUGCAAUGUCCUCUACCUGGGUCUCCCAGCAAAAUUAUUGCACCAUUUGCACAAAGUACAGAAGGCAGCAGACAUGCUGUUACCUAACCAGCCCGUUCCUGCCACAUAACACCAAUUCCAUUCUUCCUUCACUGGCUGCCUGUAAGAUGGUGACUCUUACAUAAUCUUACUGACUCUCCCAGCCCUACAUGACCAGGGUCCAUGGUACCAGAAGCAGCUUCUAUCUCCUUACUGCCCUACUUCCAUCUGCAGAUGAAGGAUUGUUACCAGCAAUACCAAGAAUCCCCAAGAAGUUCUGAGAUAUCGGGGGAGACAAGGCGGGUGGCACUAUUGCUGUAGUGGAGGCUGCUGGAGGCACGGUCUGUGGGUAAUAUUGUCCCCAAGCAGCACUGAGGUGACAGGGGGUACACAGGGUGGCUGGCAGUAGUGGGGACUGCAGGAGGCAGUAUCUGGGUGACAAUCUUGUUCUAAAGCAGGGCUAAGGUGUCAGAGAGGGAGACAGGGCAGUGGCAGUAGUGGGCGGAGACAGGGCAGUGGCAGUAGUGGGCGGAGACAGGGCGGGUGGCAGUAGUGGGGAGGUGACAGGGUGGGUGGCAGUAGUGGAAGGAGACAGAGUGGGUGGCAGUAGUGUGGGGAGGCAGGGCGGGUGGCUGUAAAGAGGUGUAUGGGUCCUGCACAGAACCAGUUGAUAAUUAGACUUCAUGAUUAUUCCUUAUUUCUAAUUAAUGCCUUGUAUGUGUUAUUAUUUGCUGUGUCAGCCUUUAUGUGUGUUCUGUAUAAUAAUCCUGAAAGUAGUGGUGCUACUGAUCUCAUAUAAUUUGCAUUAACUUGCAAAUCAAGAUGAAUGCAGAGAUGACAUGCAGCCCCCGGAAAAUGGUCUCAGCCCGCCCGCGUUUGCCGCUCAGGGAUGCAACCGCAAUGUGUGUGUCUGCGCGGCAGCUGAGCACAUGCAUUUUGCCAACACCAGCAAACUGUGCUGCAGGAGCGGCUGGGUCUGAAUGAGCCCCAUAGGCUUUUGGCUCUCCUAAUAUGUAUCUGUUUCUCUUAUGUCCUAGAGGAUGCUGGGGCUCCAUUUAAUACCAUGGGGUAUAGACGGGUCCACUAGGAGCCAUCAGCAGUUUAAGAGUUUAAUUGUGUGGGCUGGCUCCUCCCUCUAUGCUGAUGUUAUGUUGAAGUUAAAUCAAAUAUAUCUGUUUUGUCUCAUUAAUUAUGCUAUGAUUCUUAAUACUGUGCAAAGUUUCCUUUAAACAGUGUCCUAUUUCAACACUUUAACAUCAUUUGAUUAGGUGUUUACAUGGCUAGUAGCAAGGCCUCUGUGUAGAUAACGAGUGCUCAAUGACAUUGUAUGAGACUUUGUGGCAGAACAAGAAGGACAUAUCAUAGAAUAUCUGAUGACCUUCACUUUGGACAACAACACGCUAUUAUGAACAAGAAUUACUUUUAUGACAACGAAGCCUAUUAGAGAACCUAAUUGUUAUGUACAGGAGAUUCAAGAUUUAUGGACAAGUCUGUCGUCUUAUGGAUAAAACCACUCUCUUUAAUUAGCUAAUCUGACCAUAUUUGGCAUUUCCCCUUAUUGUUCAUCAACCAAUGUAUCUCCAUGAUUUAAUCUAUAUGUACGCCUUGUUUGUAAAUAAGCUAUUAAUAAUUGUUUAAUGUUAUGGUAUAAAUAAUGUAAAGUCAGUGUUCUAAAGACACAGGCUCAUGGUGAAUUUUGUCUUGGUCCACGCUCCUCUACGCAGAAUAUUGGGAGUGGUUCCUUCUUUUAUAAUAAAUUCUAUAUGCUGAAUAGCC
Molecule: messenger RNA, 4756 nt
Organism: Pseudophryne corroboree (corroboree frog)
Lineage: Eukaryota; Metazoa; Chordata; Amphibia; Anura; Myobatrachidae
Product: zinc finger protein ZFP2-like
Exons: 7
Coding region: 148-2418 (756 amino acids)
Biological process (GO): embryo development; regulation of transcription by RNA polymerase II; urogenital system development
Cellular component (GO): nucleus
Molecular function (GO): RNA polymerase II transcription regulatory region sequence-specific DNA binding; DNA-binding transcription factor activity, RNA polymerase II-specific
Source: RefSeq, a predicted model, not a curated record